AACGGUCUGUCAGACUCUAUCGCAGUUGUGCCAAUCUGAACGGCUGUGCUCACGGUAAAAACAUAUCGAUAACUUUACGCAAAGCGGCAGGCCAAUUGUUUAUUCGAAGCAUGAACAAUGUUUUAUUAAUUUUUUUAAUAAUAACCUUAAUCCAAGCAAAAUGUGAAACACAAUGUGAUAACACAGAGCAAUCAGCAUGCCUUAAAGAUAAAGGAAUUGAAGUUAAGCAGAAUGCAAAAUUUGAUAAAUACACUCGAAGCAUACAAAAAGCUUUAGCCAAUUACAAGCCAUGCACUACAGAUGCAAAUGACGUCAACUGCACAUGCUAUGCCUCAGGCAUCAAACGUGAUUUGGCCCCAUACAAAUCAACAGGUUUCACUCGAAAAAUGAUCGAAGACGCCGGCAAAUAUGGCACGAGAUAUAAAAUCUAUGGGAACCAGCUGUACAGGGAGGAUAACUGUAUGUUUCCAGCGCGCUGUCAGGGCAUCGAGCACUUUCUGCUGCAGCUGCUGCCGGAGCUGAGAAACAUGGAUUUGGUGAUCAAUACACGAGACUAUCCACAGUUACAUACCUCUUGGCAGCACAAGGGACCCGUUUUCUCGUUCUCAAAAACUACAGAGUAUCUGGAUAUUAUGUACCCGGCGUGGACCUUUUGGGCUGGUGGGCCGGCAACCAAGUUGCAUCCAACAGGCAUUGGACGCUGGGAUUUGAUGCGCGAGAAGCUGGAAAAGGUUUCCAAAGCUAUUCCAUGGCUGGAAAAAGAGGAAAUUGGUUUCUUCCGCGGUUCACGCACUUCGGAUGAACGCGAUUCAUUGAUCUUGCUUUCCAGGCGAAACCCUCAACUGGUGGAGGCGCAAUACACCAAGAAUCAGGCAUGGAAAUCACCCAAAGAUACCCUCGAUGCGCCGCCAGCAAAUGAAGUCUCCUUUGAGGAUCACUGCAAAUACAAAUAUUUAUUUAACUUCCGCGGCGUUGCGGCUAGUUUUCGUCUGAAACAUCUGUUUCUCUGUGAGUCACUCGUAUUCCAUGUCGGCGACGAGUGGCAGGAAUUUUUCUAUCACCAGCUAAAGCCAUGGGUCCACUACGUUCCACUUCACAGCUAUCCCAGUCAGCAGGAAUACGAGGACAUACUCAACUACUUCAAAAGCCACGAUCAACUUGCUCAGCAAAUUGCCCAGAGGGGUCAUCAGUUCAUUGUCCAGCACCUGAGAAUGCAAGAUAUUAAGUGCUAUUGGCGUAAGCUCUUGAAACGCUAUGGGAAAUUGAUGAAAUAUGAAGUGAAACCAGAUGAAACAAUGAAACGCAUCAGAAGCAGCAGAGAUGAGCUAUAGUAUUUAAGCCUGGCGAUUUCUAAGCCCUACAAAUGGAACUUUUGCUUGUUCCAUUCUAUUCCAUUUCACUUUAAAAUAAGAUAAAAUGUGUCGAAUAAAAGAUAAGCCACAAUUGUUUGUUUGCUGUUCCAUUCCAUUUCAUUCCAACUAUAUCUUCAAUAACAUGAUUCUUUAAUAAGAAAACUGGCUUAAGAAUGUGAAGAA
Molecule: messenger RNA, 1535 nt
Organism: Drosophila hydei
Lineage: Eukaryota; Metazoa; Arthropoda; Insecta; Diptera; Drosophilidae
Gene: rumi
Product: O-glucosyltransferase rumi
Exons: 2
Coding region: 111-1331 (406 amino acids)
Biological process (GO): protein O-linked glycosylation; positive regulation of Notch signaling pathway
Cellular component (GO): endomembrane system
Molecular function (GO): UDP-xylosyltransferase activity; UDP-glucosyltransferase activity
Source: RefSeq, a predicted model, not a curated record